AUGCUCACACUCGAAGAGCGGAAAAUGCGCCGAUCGCGGAAAGCCGGUGGACCGGCGAUGAUGUUCAGCGGAAAAGUAUCGCGCGAGCACGCAUGGAUUGUGUCGCUGUGCGUGCUGGCACUGGCGACGGUGCUUGUGCUCGACACCGGUGUGGAUGCGUACCGAGUAUAUCCGCUGAUGGCUCGACACCGGUUCGGUCCGAUGAUGAUGCGCCGGCCCGGGAUUCCGAUGAAGUUCACCGGUUUUGUGCGCUCCGAAAACCCGAACGCCGAUGGCGCCCUCGACGCAAAGAACGACGAGCCACAGGAGAGCGAAACGGAGCAGCCGGCCAUCGUUCGUGCCGGGCAGGCCGGGGACACGUUCCAGGGUGCGCCGAUGAUGCGUGAGAUGGUGCACCACAGUGAGUUCCCGGUGGAGAUCGACAUGGGCACGGAUAUGCAGGCGCGCGUCAUGGGCUUUGUCGGUGACGCCGAGGAGCUGGCGGCCGACGAAGGCAACUUUGGCCGCGCUGCCGGCGAAGGGGAGGGAGAGGAGGAGGAAGGUGGUGCCCAGUUUCGCCACAAGAAGCACAAGAAGCACAAGCACGUGAUCCACACGCACCAUCACUAUCACCAUAAGAAGGAGGGCUACGGGCAUGGUCACGGCCAUGGCGGGUACGGUCACGGAGGUCACGGUGGCUAUGGACACGGUCAUGGCCAUGGCCAUGGUCACGGUCACGGCUACGGUCAUGGCGACGGAGACGAUGGAGACGACUACGAGCCGACUUACGGUCACCACGGGCGCUAUCGGCGUCUAGCCUCGGAGGCCUCGGGCUCGCCGGAAUCGGCCGCCGACGCUCAGCCGACGCAGACACACACGCAGCACACAUCCCUAGGUCACCCGGAGGUUCCGGACUUCACGGACGCCACCGAGCUUCCGGCGGAAGUUACGGAGACUGGAGGCUAUCGGCAGUCCAUCAGCCGGAGGCAGCUGGUCCGCAGCAAGAACGAACGAUUGGCGCAGAUGGGACGCGAGCGGGCCUUCCGGGCGCACAGGUUGCGCUCGAUGGCAAAGCGUAUGAUCGAAGGUCUGGAGGGUAGGCGUGCGGGCUGGGCGACGGGUGGCGAGGAGGCACAGAAUGGUGACGGUGGUGGUGGUGGUGGCGGCGAGCGUGAAGGAAGCGUCCUUCCAAACCGUUGGCCAAACCGGCGGCGCAAUAUGGCAAAGUUGGAGUUGCGGCGUCGGAAGCAACCCGCGGCGCAGGAGAAGGUGGUCGAGAGGAGGACGGCCGCGGACGGUGGAGAGGUGGCACCACGACCAGCCAUUAAGGCCACCACAACGACAACGGUCAGCUCGACGACGGUGAGGAACCUCGUGGAGGAGGAGGAGGAGCCGGAGUGCGACAAAAUCUGUUCCAGCUUCUACAUUGAUGAACGUAAACGGACUUCCACAAGCACAACGCAACGUCCCGCCGGGCAUGACUUGGAGGAAUUCGUUGAGGAGCAAGGAGAAGACGAGGUGAUUGAAGGUUCGGACAUCAGCGAGCCUGCGGGAAGCAUUGAAGACCCUCUGGAGGCCAUGAUCGCAGAGAAAGAAGGCAAGUCCAAGACCAACUCGUUGGAAGCGAACGACAUCCAGCAGGAACCAUCCUCUACCAGGAACCCACUGUGGAGAGGUCUCUCCAAACGGCUGAAUGUGUUCCGGGAGCGACACCUCAAGAGUCCCCGUCGGAAACCAACGUAUCCACGACCGACGACACCUUCCACGGUCACUCCCCCGGAGUUGGCCACCAUCCGGCUGAUGGGUGACGAGCAGGAAGAUCACGAAUACGACUCGAACGAAAUCGUCGAGUACUACAACCAUGCCGACGUCGGGCGCGUCCUCUACCGGAUGGCGAACGGGAAGCUGUUCGAGGAACCACAAAGGCACCACCUUCGCCGCAGUCCCGACGACCAGGACAGCUGGCGCCAGCGACGGCUCGAUCGGUUGGCGGCUCGUCUAGGCCGAAAGCGCAAGAUGCCUUCAGCUGCCGCUAGUGAGCCACAGGUCGUCACCGACCCGUCGCCAGUAGUUGCCCCGACCGAGCCCAGCAAGUCGGUGGUUAACAUAGGCACGUUCCGAGUGGCCGAUCCUAGCAAAGUCGCCAACCAGCAGCAACCGAGCGACAUGGACAACUACAUCGCACAGAAGGUCCGCGAGUACUGCCAUAAGAGCUGUCCGGGUCAUCCACCACAGCCUCAGCCGGGUAUGGUCCAGUCCACCAGCAACGUGAUCGUGCCAACGAACGAGGUCGUCGGUUCCAGCCUGAUCGUUCAGCCGGGUUACGGCCAACCCGCUGCUGCACCCCCCGCCGCCCCCGCCGUAGCCGCACCCGCCGCACCCUGCCCGUCCAAGAUCGUCAAGUGCAUCCCGAGAGCGCUGGCGGAGCAGAAGGGCCAGCGGAAAAAGUCCACCAGCCAGGGCCAGACGAAGAAGGGUGCCCCCGAGGAGGCCAAAGAUGAUCCCAACCCGCUGGUUUCGUUCGCGUUGAGAAGAAUGCGCCAGCCGCCGCCCGCCCCGUUCCGUAACUUUAUGCAGAAGAUGAUGCGACCGUUCGGAGGACGGUUGUAG
This is a messenger RNA of Anopheles coustani, 2589 nucleotides long. RefSeq lists its product as uncharacterized. The transcript has 5 exons. Bases 1 to 2589 code for a protein of 862 amino acids. The record is from RefSeq and is a predicted model, not a curated record. Lineage: Eukaryota; Metazoa; Arthropoda; Insecta; Diptera; Culicidae.